AACCAUAAACUCGACCAAACUUAUUCUGUUAGUAAAUAACAAUGACCGAGAAUACAAGCCGGUCAAGAAACAUCUCAUUCGAGCAAUUAAAAUCCCUAAUAGACUUCAUGGGACAGCAUAUUGAAUUUGCCACUGGUAAUUGCCGUACUUUAGAAGCUCGACAUGCAUCGAAACGUUUGUGGGAUGAGUUAACAAAAACCCUAAACAACAGUCGCACGGGCACUAAGAAAACUUCAGAUGGAUGGAGUAAGUAUUGGAGUGAUUUCAAGAAUAAGUUAAAAAACAAAAUUAGCAUAUUAAACAAGAGACCGCGAUCAACAUCAGCAUCAAAGAAAGGUAUAACACCAUUAAGUAAACUGGAAAAGAGAGCUCUUGUUAUACUGGGACCUUAUUUUGAGAGGAAAAAGGCCAGGAGAAAGUGUGAAUUUUCUAACAAAGCAAUCUCUAGUCAAAUGCCACCAGAAAUAAAGUUAGAAGCUUAUCAAGACGAUGUUUUCAGUGAGUUCAGUAAAGCUCAAAGUGACACCAGCGAUAGACUAUCAGAUGGGGAUGGAGUUGAAGAAUGUAUGGAUAUUAAUAAUGAAUUUGAUGAAGAUUCUGAACAAAAUUCAAAUGAACCCCUCAUACAAAGUCUGUAUCCGAAAUGGUUGAUUCAAGUCGAGAAAAAACGCGCGGAGGCUGAACUGAUCCGAGCAAAAGCUGAAGAGCAUAGAGCAAGUGUGGCCGCUAAGAGUGCUGAAGCAAUGUUACUGCAGGCUGAGGCACUGAGACAUAUGUCUGAAGCUGCCACGACCCAAGCGGAAGCCAUGACGCGGAUAGCCAUAGCAUUGGAGAAUAGAAAUAGGGACAAUAUGUCAAUAUGAUUUGUGGUCUAUGUUACAUAUUACGAUAAAUGGAAAUUAGCACUUAGUAUGCCACGAGGGUUUUCUCAAAGUGAACUUGCAAACUGAGUUAGUGGCAAUGAAUGUGUUAUAUUGUGUAGGCUACUUUGAGAAUUUUUGCUUUUGUGAGCUCGACUGGAUGGAACGAUUCCGUAUUCUGCGGACAAGAAGUACGCUCUGGUCGUGAAGUGAAUAUCUUAUGGAGUUACGUACGUUUUAGGCUGGUUUUAGAGUCACACUGACCACAUGUUGGCAAAAGACAGGCAAAAUGUGUCAAUUGCAUGAAUUCAGUUGGUCGUUUGCCACCUUUUGAUUAAAAAAAAACUUCAAGGGAGCUUCCAAACUGAUAGCUAUUCGUUAUUCUAAAACGCUUAUUAGACAUUGAAAUAGUUAAGCUGUCAGCGUUGAUGAUCAGCGUGCACUGAUCUCUAUAAUAGGAUAGGCGAUUGCUAGGAAAUGAAGCUUUUGCUUCGUUCGACAGUUAAUUUUAUCUAUAUUACUUCGAAUCCACACCAUUUCUACAAACCGCUACGAUCAGCACCAAAAUGGUAAAUAAGCACAGAAUACUAUGUCUUAUAGCCAGUCCAUUUAUAGAGGUCAGCGUGCGAUAAGGGUGACUAAAGUCUUAAAAUACCACAUCAAUACAACUAAGGUUGUAAUAAAUGGAUAAGUAUUGUGGUACGUAAGACUUGAUGGAAUGAUAAUUAAAUCUCAAGAUUUAUUAUAUAAAGAAUUAAGAAAUAAACGUCAAAAUUUAUGGAUUUAAACA
Papilio machaon (common yellow swallowtail) is the source of this 1650-nucleotide messenger RNA. RefSeq lists its product as uncharacterized. Lineage: Eukaryota; Metazoa; Arthropoda; Insecta; Lepidoptera; Papilionidae. The record is from RefSeq and is a predicted model, not a curated record. Bases 42 to 863 code for a protein of 273 amino acids. The transcript has 5 exons.